Molecule: messenger RNA, 471 nt
Organism: Penicillium soppii
Lineage: Eukaryota; Fungi; Ascomycota; Eurotiomycetes; Eurotiales; Aspergillaceae
Exons: 3
Coding region: 1-471 (156 amino acids)
Biological process (GO): deadenylation-dependent decapping of nuclear-transcribed mRNA
Cellular component (GO): P-body; Lsm1-7-Pat1 complex
Molecular function (GO): RNA cap binding
Source: RefSeq, a predicted model, not a curated record
AUGGAUCGUCUGUCUUUAAACGAAAGCCCUGCCAAUGCGCAACGCAGCCCCCGCCCACAGAACCAAUUCGCCCAGUCUCAACCCCAGAAUCAGAAUCAGAAUGCCCUCGGUCCAGCUGGCCCCCAGCCAACAGGCGGCCCGCCGCAAUUACCUCCGCAGAUGUUCACCACUGCCGCGCAGCUUCUCGAUUUAACGGAUAAGACGAUCGAGCGCGUCUACGCCGGCCAGCUGUACGCUGAUGUUCCGCGGGGUAUCUUUAUCGUUCGCGGAGAGAAUGUACUCUUACUGGGUGAAGUGGAUCUCGACCGCGAAGACGACAUCCCGCCGACCAUGACCAAGGCUCCUAUCGAGGAAGUCUUUGCAUUGAAGAAGAAGGAAGAGGAUAAGCGGAAAAAGGGCGAUAAGAAGCGUUAUGACGAGCUGCAGGCUCUUGGCUUCGAGCCCGAGCAUAGUGGCGAGAUCUUGUUCUAA